AUGUCGAAGACCACCACUACCCUCCCGCCCCUUCACACAGUCCUCACACCCACCCUCUCCAUCGCCUACCACGACACGAACCCAGAUGCCACCUCCGACACAACCUCCGCACCACCCAUAAUCCUCCUUCAUGGCUUUCCCUAUACCGCACACCAAUACGCCCGUACUACCGCCCACCUCCUCAACGCCGAUCCCUCACUGCGCAUUAUUAUUCCCUACCUCCGCGGCUACCACCCCACACGCUACCUCCGUCCCACCACCCUCCGCUCCGGCCAGCAAGCCGUCCUCGCCCAUGACCUCCUCCAAUUCAUGGAUGCUCUUUCCCUCGAGAACGCCAUCCUGGCAGGCUAUGACUGGGGCGGACGCGCCGCAUGUAUCGUCGCCGCACUUCAACCCGAGCGGGUUGCUGGGCUGGUGAGUUGUGGCGGGUACGCGAUUCAGGAUGUCGCAAAGGAUGCGGUCGCUGUGCCGAGCAGUGUUUCGGGGGCGAGCGGGAGUGUGGAGGCGUUGAGGAAGUUGUGGUACCAGUUCUACUUCAACACGCCGCAAGGGGAGACUGGGCUACGGGAGAAUCGGGGCGCGAUUUGUAGGUUCUUGUGGGAGACGUGGAGUCCGGAUUGGCGGUUCACUGAGGAUGAGUGGGCUGAGUCGCUGGAGGUGUUCGAGGGUGCUGGGGAGGACUUUGUGCGGACGGUGAUACAUAGCUAUCGGGUCAGGUAUGACAAUGUGCCUGGAGAUGACGAUCCAACGGUGCAGGAGUGGGAGAGGAAGUGUGCAGAGCGGCCAAAGGUCAAGGUGCCCACGGUGAAUUUCAUGGGCAAAAGCGAUGGGGUGCGGGCGUUUGAGGCAGAGGACAAGGGGAGGGAUAUGUUCACGGGGUGGUAUGAAAGGGUUGAUCUGGAUGCCGUGGGUCACUGUCCGCCGGCUGAGGCGCCGAAGGAAUUUGCGGAUGGCAUACUGAAGUUGCUGGAUGUAAUGCUGGGAAGGGAUGGGUGA
Cyphellophora attinorum is the source of this 996-nucleotide messenger RNA. RefSeq lists its product as uncharacterized. The transcript has a single exon. The record is from RefSeq and is a predicted model, not a curated record. NCBI's taxonomy places the organism in Eukaryota, Fungi, Ascomycota, Eurotiomycetes, Chaetothyriales, Cyphellophoraceae. The coding region runs from base 1 to 996 and encodes 331 amino acids. Gene Ontology annotation, molecular function: catalytic activity.